Messenger RNA from Sesamum indicum (sesame), 2278 nucleotides. Its product is annotated as adenylate kinase family protein. Lineage: Eukaryota; Viridiplantae; Streptophyta; Magnoliopsida; Lamiales; Pedaliaceae. The record is from RefSeq and is a predicted model, not a curated record. Gene Ontology annotation, molecular function: AMP kinase activity; ATP binding. Gene Ontology annotation, biological process: nucleobase-containing compound metabolic process.
CUUCCAAUCAUUCAGUGGAAAUCUGGAUUUGCAGCUUCUGGCGGCAGUUUGUCCGUUAAUUCCAGCCGUUGUUCUUUCUUCCUCUCACCAGAGGCAGAGCAACCCACACACACUCACACCUCCAUUUGUGUGAGUUGUCCACCAUGUUGAACUACUCUCCCUCUGCAACUCACUGCUGCCAUUUGCCUUUAGCCCCUAAACUAUCUCUUCCUUCAAGUCCCUCUCUCUCCCAAUCUUUUCCUUCUUCUCUCUAUGUUUCAUUUCCUUUUCUCCCUCAGCAACUUUCGUCUCAUUAUGUGUACGGGCAUUUGGAUAUCAAGACCGAACCCGUGAGAAGGGUGAAGCAGAGGAGAAUUAUCAAGAGCAAACCGGUGCGGAAGGGUCUCAAGAUUGUGAACUCAAAAAGUGAGCCACUGAAAGUGAUGAUUUCUGGUGCGCCAGCUUCUGGGAAAGGGACUCAGUGUGAAAUGAUUGUUCAGAAGUUUGGAGUGGUUCACAUCUCAACUGGAGAUCUUCUGCGAGCUGAAGUAUCAGCUGGUACAGAAAUUGGAAGGAAAGCAAAGGAGUACAUGAACUCUGGUCGUUUAGUUCCAGAUGAAGUUGUGACAGCUAUGGUGACAGCACGGUUAUCACUAAAAGAUGUGAAGGAGAAGGGAUGGCUGUUAGAUGGAUAUCCACGAAGUUCUGCCCAAGCUGAGACUUUGGAGAAACUGAAUAUUAGGCCUGAUGUAUACAUUAUGCUUGAUGUGCCUGACGACAUUCUAGUCGACCGAUGUGUUGGUAGAAGGAUGGAUCCUUCAACAGGAAAGAUCUAUCAUAUAAAAUAUUCUCCACCAGAAAAUGGGGAAAUUCAAGCAAGGCUUGUUACUCGUCCUGAUGAUACUGAAGAAAAGGUGAAAUCACGCCUACAAAUAUAUAAGCAAAAUGCGGAGUCAGUCUUAUCAACAUACUUGAAUGUAGUGAAGAAGAUUGAUGGAAACCGUCCUAAAGAAGUGGUUUUUAAUGAGAUAGAUACUCUGUUGUCGAGAUUACAGAAAGAUAAAGAAGAAUCAUCAAAAUCAGGUAAAUUAGCAAGAAGUGAAAUCCAGCUUGAUAGGUCAUCCUCAGAUGAGAAAAAUUGGAGAGGCAUACCAACGAGACUGAAUAAUAUUCCUCAUUCAAGAGAAAUCAGGAAAUAUUUCUAUGCUGAUGUGCUGCAAGCAACUCAACGAGCAAUAAAAGAUGGGAAGACUCGAUUGAAGGUGGAGAUCAGUAUUCCAGAGUUGAACCCAGAAAUGGAUGUUUAUCGAAUAGGUACCUUAAUGGAACUUGUCCGUAUUCUUGCUCUUUCCUUCGCUGAUGAUGGAAAGCGUGUCAAGGUUUGUGUGCAAGGGUCUAUGGGAGAAGGAGCGCUGGCUGGAAUGCCACUGCAGCUUGCUGGAAGUCGGAAGAUAUUGGAGUUCAUGGACUGGGGUGAUGAUGGUGCCAUGGGUACCUUUAUCAAGAUUGGUUCUAUAGGUGGCAAAGAAGUAGAAGAGCAGGAUGACAUGUUUAUCUUAGUGGCUCCUCAAAAUGCAGUAGGAAACUGUAUUAUUGAUGAUCUAAGAGCUAUGACUGAUGCUGCUGGUCAUCGUCCAGUCAUUCUUGUCAAUCCUAGACUGAAGGAUUUACCAGGUUCAAGUGGUAUCAUGCAAACGAUGGGUCGAGAGAAGAGAUUAGAAUAUGCUGCUUCCUUCGAGAUAUGCUACUCCUUCCGCUUACUCUAUUAUGCCGGCACUCAAUAUCCUAUCAUGGGUGCCCUCAGGAUGUCUUACCCCUAUGAUUACGAGUUAUACAAAAGGGUAGAUGAGUCUCCUAAGAAGGAGAAAUACGUAAUCUUGUCAAAGUUUCCAAAGAGACCUAGUGGUGAAGAAAUCAAUGAUGCAUUCGAAGGAAAGACUAGAGAUAAAGCCAAAAGAGCAACAGGAAUAUGGGGCUUCUUGAGCGGCAUACUUUGAGAUAUCAGCAAACGAGUAUCUCAAAAGCUUGUUCCUAAAGCAGUAUCAGCACCAUUGGUUGAAGAUUGAAUCUUGUUGGUUUACGGGCGAUUCAUGGUAUCUGUUAUUCAAUAUGUACAUACAUACGAACCUUUGUUAGAGUUUGUCAAGAUUCUCUAGAACAGAUAUAUAGUUAACAAUCGGUUUACUUGUCCUAGAACUACCUAAGGCUUUUGAGUUUCAAUCUCAUCCUGAUUCUGUUUCUUCUUUUCACGUAGUAUAAAGAACUGCAUGAAAAAGGAUACUCAAGAGUUUGUGGUUUA